Messenger RNA from Lineus longissimus, 9363 nucleotides. Its product is annotated as ATP-dependent RNA helicase DDX3X-like. Gene Ontology annotation, biological process: gamete generation; cell differentiation. Lineage: Eukaryota; Metazoa; Nemertea; Pilidiophora; Heteronemertea; Lineidae. Gene Ontology annotation, cellular component: P granule; nucleus. The record is from RefSeq and is a predicted model, not a curated record. Bases 58 to 2709 code for a protein of 883 amino acids. The transcript has 18 exons. Gene Ontology annotation, molecular function: RNA binding; RNA helicase activity; ATP binding.
CAAUUCCAUGAAACAACUUCAUAAGCAAGACAAAUUCUCUCUCAUUUACUUUGUAAUAUGCCUAAUGAUUCCAACCAAGAUGGAAAGGGUCUAGAGCAGCAGUUCGCUGGUCUAGACUUGAACUCUGCACGUAACGGCAGAGGAGGUCAUGACGCUGCACCUUUAAGUGCCAACCGCAGUUCCAGUUACAUCCCACCCCAUCUUCGGGACAAUCCUCAGUUCCAAAAUUCUGAAGAUUCACGAGGCGCAGGCAGAGAUGGAUACGUCAAGCGCGGGGGCUACGGUAACUUUGGGAACCGCGCGCCCGAGCUCAGUCCUAUGGUGUUCCUCAAUCAGUUUGGACAGCCCAUGGCCGUGAUACCACAACCAACAGGUCAACAACAGGGCAACUUCAUUCCGCCACAGCAGUUCAACAACCGUGGAGGUGGCCCGCCUGGACGUGGAGGAUACAACAACUACAACCGUGGCUCAGACCGGGGUGGUGGUGGUGGAUACAACAGAGGAGGCCGUGACUUCGGAGGUCAAGGAGAUGAUAGAAACUACAGCCGGGGUGGUGGUCGAUCUUGGGACCGUGAUCGCCAGAAUGAUGGCGGCAGCUACGGAAGGAGGGACGACGGUGGAUCCAACUGGGAUAGGAUGAAAUCCCCUGAUCAGAAUAACCGCUGGCAAGAAGACCGCGGCAACGAUCGUCGUGGCGGCUGGAACAACCGUGAUGAUAAUCGCGGCCGUGACGGUGGAUGGAGUGCUGGCCGUUCCAAUGAUGGUGGAUGGCGAGACAACAAAAGUGCCGGCAAUGAUCGUUGGGGUGGCGACAAUCGUGAUGGGGGCAGCCGUGGUGGUGGUAGCAACUGGGGCGACAGUGGCCGCGGAGGAUCGUGGAAUAGCAACCAGAAUGUUGGAAACGACCGCUGGCAGUAUGAUGGCAGGGCCCCACAAGGUGGUGGAUGGCGUGGAAACGGUCGUGACGCUCCUGCUACUAGGGGUCGUGAUAUUGGCUGGAACAAGGGUGGCUUUGACAAGCCCGAAAUGACUGGCAACGACCGCUGGAAACCGGAGGAGACCAAUGAUGACGGUGAUUGGUCAAAGCUGGGUCCCAAGAAUGAAAGACUUGAAGGUGAGCUGUUCAGCAAAGGCCACACCGGAAUUGACUUCAGCAGGUAUGACGACAUCCCUGUCGAGGCGACUGGUGAGGAAUGCCCUGGUAAAAUUGACAAUUUCACUGAGUGUAAUCUGACAGAGAUCCUCAAGAACAACCUGGAGUUGAUCCACUAUGACAGACCAACGCCCGUACAGAAGUACGCCCUGCCAAUCAUCCUGAAGAAGAAGGAUCUAAUGGCCUGUGCACAAACAGGCUCUGGCAAAACUGCGGCAUUCCUGGUUCCCAUUCUGAACCAGAUCUACGCAUGUGGCCCGGAAGGACAGAAUAUUCAGUAUGAUCCUAACCGAGCCAGUGUGCAGGUAAAGGGCAAACAGUACAACAACCGUCGCAAGGUAUUCCCGCAUGCCUUGGUCCUCGCUCCAACCAGAGAGUUGGCGUUGCAGAUCUAUGAGGAGGCCAGAAAGUUUGCCUACCGUUCUCGUCUGCGCCCGUGUGUCGUCUAUGGUGGUGCCGACACCAACUCACAGAUGCGCGACCUUGAUAAGGGAUGUCACAUGCUCGUGGCAACUCCUGGACGUCUUGUCGACAUGUUGGACAGAGGCAAAAUUGGCGUCGAUCAUAUCAAGUACCUUGUGCUUGAUGAGGCUGAUCGUAUGUUGGACAUGGGUUUCGAGCCCCAGAUUAGACGUAUCGUUGACAGUGACGAGAUGCCCAAGACUGGUGAUAGACAGACCCUCAUGUUCAGUGCAACUUUCCCCAAGGAAAUUCAGAUGUUGGCGCGUGACUUCUUGUCCAAUUAUAUCUUCUUGGCCGUGGGACGUGUGGGCAGUACUAACGAGUGCAUCACACAAAAGGUGGUCUGGGUGGAGCAGUGUGAUAAGCGCUCCUUCUUGUUGGACCUGCUUAAUGCAGCAGGUAAGGUGGAAGGCCCUGAAUCAUUGACCCUUGUCUUUGUCGAAACCAAGAAAGGUGCCGACGCUUUAGAGGAAUACCUGUACAAGGCCAGCUACCCAUCGACCAGCAUUCAUGGCGAUCGUUCACAGAGAGAGCGCGAGGAGGCCUUGUUGAGCUUCCGUACUGGAAAGACACCUAUUCUGGUUGCAACUGCUGUUGCAGCUCGUGGUUUGGAUAUCCCCAACGUGAAGCAUGUCAUCAACUUCGACUUGCCCUCUGAUAUUGAGGAAUACGUUCACAGGAUUGGUCGUACCGGACGUGUUGGAAACCAGGGUCUGGCCACGUCCUUCUUCAACGAGAACAACAGGAACCUCGUCCGUGACAUGGUGGAUUUGUUGGUCGAGGCUCAUCAGGAGGUGCCCAACUGGAUGGAAUCCAUGUCCUAUGAACAGAGGAACCAUUCAGGAAGCUCACGCAGAGCUGGCAAAAGAUUUGGGCCAGGCUUUGGCUCCCGCGAUUAUCGUCAGAAUCACAACAAGCGUCCCCAGCACCAAGGUGGAGGAUUCCAGGGACAGAUGGGAGGCUUUGGAGGUGGAUUCCAAGCCCAGUUUGGUGGCGCCCCUGCUGGAGCCGGUGGAAGUUACGGUGGAUCGUACGGUGGCGCCCAGACGUACACCCAGGCACCAGCUACCGACUGGUGGCAUCCGUCUACCUAAGUAGGAGGAUGAAAUCAACCACUGGCAUCCGGUCUGGACUGGUUCGUGACGCGUUGGCAAAUAUGGGCACCCCACUAACAUGUGUAGGCUGCGGCCCACGGAUCCCUGAUGGCUAAACUGGUCAUCUUCGACGACCCGACCCCACUAAGAAGUCAAGUCUAAGGCGAACUUGACAUUUAGGUGCAUCCAUCUCAUUGGGCAUUUCAGUAUUUGAGAGAGGAAUAUGUCUUAAUCUUUCACCCCUAUUAACUGGAUGGAUUCAUCCCAACCAGUACAUUUGAGUUGAUCCAUUUAGUUUAAGGGGGGUGCGAGGUGAAUUUUCUUUGUUCACAUAAAAAAAAUGAAGUUUCGAAAUAGAAUUUUUAAGGUUUAUACUUUUACACUUGAAAUUGCGAUGAAUCGUAAUGGUAAUCACAAAUUCUAAAGUAGUUCAAUUAUGAUUGCCUUAUUCAAGUAGAAAUGAAACUUUGAGGACAUUUAUAAUAUUUGUAUACCAAGUACUGUUCUGAUAGUCCAAAACAUGGACUGAAUAUUCCUCUUGUGAAACUAUAAAGACGACUCCACACUGCCAACUGAAACAUGGAAUUGAAUUGCGACCAACAAAAACUCGACCCCAACUUUGUUUAUUUGUUUCUUGGCAGUUGGCGGGGUUUGGCUGGAAUGCGACUGUGGUAGGGUUAUCUGUAGGAACUGUGGGUAGUUAGUUAUAUAUGUACAGAAACAUAAAAGUUCUUGAUCAUAAGAUAAGAAUGACCAGUGUUUUAUUAUAUUCAACAACAGUCAUUUUCCGCGUUUUUUGUGUUCGAAAUCUCGAUAGUUAAAUUCGAAUGACGACUGCAUUAUGUAUUAAAACCAGUUUAAGAAACUUUCCCUGAAGUUAGAAGCAACCUAACAUUGACAGACAGAAACUAAAUCAUUCGCAGGUGUAAACAUUUGCUUUCAACGCAGGAGGGACAAUAGUUCUUUCAGUUCAGGAAGGACAAGAAUUUAUAUAAUCCGCUAAGAAAUGAAAAAAUUAUGGUAUUUCUCCAAACUUGUAAUUAUGUUGUCCUGAUGUGGAUAAGACUCUUUUUAUAUCAAAAGUAUUUGCAAAAUUAAGAAUGACACCAUGUCCUUCCUGGGUAUAAUUACACCUGUUGGUGAACAGAGACUUCACUUGGCUCAUAUGUUUUACACCAAGUUAAUUUUUGGGGGAAAGUCGAAACUAAACAUGAAGUGAAUGUUGGGCUGCAGUUGCUUACCAUUUUACUAAUAGUUCUUCAGUGUUGAUUCUGGCUACAUUUACAGUAGGACUGAGGUAUUGUGAGAAUAUUUGUAUAAUGAAGUGGGACCAAUUCGUCAUAAAAAUCUCUGCGAUAACUGACAUUUCAUCGUUUAAAAUGAGAUUUUCGUGUCCCGUUCUCAUUUUGUGAAAGUUACCCUCAGUUCACGUGAAUGCUAACUUAUUGUUUUCAAAUUUGUCUGGAAUGUUUUCUAUUAUAAUGUAAUAUUCCAGAAAUCUUCCUCAACGGCCUUUCAGGGUUUUUUUCUAAUUUACUCUUAUAUACCACGAGAUGUAAACUACUUGUUGUUAUGGGGAGGGUGGCGAAAUUUGUCGGUAAUAUCGAAACCAGUCUGGACAAUCAUAACACAGCAUUUGUUCUUAGGGGAGAACACUGCGGUUUCACUGAUCGUUCUGUAGAGUUGUAAUUGUAUGUUUGUGUCUGAAUUCUUGACUUCUUUUAUAACCUUAACUUGUAUAACUUGUAUUGUAUACAUCACUAGGGAUUACAUGUAGAGGAAAGGUUAUUGUGCACUGUCGACCGCAUUUAGUAAACAAUAUAAUCAUUACACUGCCUGAAUGAGGCAUCAUCUUGAAGCGGAAGAAUUACCCAGACAAAUUAGUAAAAUGUUCAUGUUGAUCUUGUGUAUUUGAAUCUUCCCAUAUGGUGUUUUCCAAUUAGGGCUCUGUAUGCUAUUAGCUCAACUGAUUAUACUACAGUCCUUGCUAGAGCUUUGGUUACGAGUGAAAACUAAAGAUCUGAGGGUAACAAUGACCGAGAUAAGUUGUCUAGUUGGCCUAUCGCUGUGGUCAACAUCGAGAGAAAGAAGUGAAAGUGUUGCUCAAUUUAUCAUUAUUGCCGUAUUAUUUAAAGGAGAAAUGACACGAUUUCAAAUUUAUGAAUGAAUAACUUGAUUGUCUUUUGUAUUUGUGUCUUUUUCCUUACAAAACUAAAACGAAUUCAUUUCUUGUUAUCUUUGAACUGGUCUUUAACUUUGAAGUUGCAUCCUAAUAGGUCAUGAGAUUAUCACCAGAUUGUUGCAAUGGUUACGUUGUUUCAUUCUGUUGUAAACUUGUCAAGUGACGCUAUCAAAAAAGAUCUGAAAAUUACUCAAAUAUUGGAACACGACGAAUGCUUUGCUUGACUCUGUACAUUCAGAGACCUGAAUAUUCAGGUAAAAGGAUGUCUGUUUAAAAAUCGUGUGAAUAUUAGUAAACGUGAGAAGUUCACUAUGAGCUAUGCAACGUUAGAAUGGGGUACAAUGCUAUCUCUCUCGUCCUGACUUGGCUUCAUUUAUGUCAUGUGUCUGUGAUGUCACUAUGAUGAAAAACAAAAAGAUAUUAGAUAUAUUUUUCCUGCUAAUAUGCUUUUGUAUUGAUUUAUGUUGCAAAGAUGAAACGUUUUAAACUAUCUAGUGGCAUUACUUCUGAUAAAUCUCGACACUGCGUAACUUAUAAUGAAGCGUGAAAUUAAACGAUGCGCUUCAGUCUACGAGAAGAUUUUGUAAAGUGAAAUUAUUCAUUGGCUUUAUUAAGAGGACCAAUACUGUUCAUUUGUGUAUGAUAUACAUGCCAUGUAGGCAAAGAGAAUGGCACAAUCUGAGCUGACUGCUAUAUCCUAUCACCCCUAUUUUCCUGUAUAGACUGUUCUAGUCCAUACAUUAGAAGAGUCCAUUCAGGAUAGUAGGGGUGUGAACAUCACAUGCAUCGUUGUCACCUAGUCUUUCCUCGCCAUAAUUCAAGGGCUGUUUUCCCACAUUAUCAAUUUCAUUGUUUCUUUAGAGCCAGACAUUAUUGUAUUCAUCAUUGUAUUAUAUGUUUACCCCCAUUUCACUGAAUGGACUUGACCUGUGCAUUAGAACUGAGCGAGUCCAUUUAGGUAAGAGGGGAUGUGGACGUUGUAUGUUUACGUAUAUGCUUCUAUUUGCUACUAAGGCCGUCCUGGUACUAAAACACCCUUUCUUUGCGUCGUUACAGCGCAGUGGUUGCUCAUCAAUAUUGAUAGGUAACGUUUGUAAAAUUUGUGUAACCACUGCGGUUGUCUCCAAUCUUUAGAUUUGAUGAUAAAAAUAUUCGUAUCUGCUGUUAUUGAAAGAUGCAUAAACAAUCUGGUCGGAUUUCAGUCGUUUGUAUGCUAGUCUCUGUAGUUUCUCCUGUCCAUCUAUACAAGUUUAUUCGAGUGUUCUUGCGCGUUUGAAUGGAACGUGCUGACGUUUUUUGUGCGAUUUGUUCUGUGUCGAUCAAUAUAUUUUUGUUGAAAUCCGACGUCGCGUCUUUUACCGAGUGUGUGUACGUGAUGACAUUUCAAUCGCUUGCGCUGCGCUCUGUUGAACUGUGUAUUAAAAUGUUCCAUGCGUUUGCAGAGAGGCCCUGUAUCUAGAGAAUUGUGUAUAUAGUUAAGAAAUAAUUACGAGUAUCUGGCAUCGAAUUAUCGAUGCGUUCCUAUACAUUCCAACCACUUCACUGGUCAAGUCGCCGCAUCAUAUUUCUCAUCAAUGAACUUCUCGCCCACUAUAUCAUGUGCAUAAAAAACACUCAAAUUGUUAUUAUUUUUACGUCACAAUCCAUGUUUUUUUAUUUGAUAACCAAUAGUAAAUUGACUAUCAUUACAUGUACAAAUAGAAGAUUUUAGAUGUGCCAUUUUCUUAGUGUGUGUCUCUUGUACUGUCUGAACGCUACUGUGCUGAUCCACAAAAUUGAUUACAUGACAAUAUUAUGAUUUGAAUACCGUAUACAAGUGUUAUGUGAUAUUUGCGCCAAGUCACCACAUAUCUUUCAUUUGAUUUUGUAGAUAGUUGAAUGAAACCUUGAUAAGAAAAUGUGUCUUAACCAGACACUAUAGUGUCAUUGUACGGACACCAUUUUCAUGUGUUCAGGCGUUAUUUUUCAUGACAACUCAUUUUACAAUAUAGAUACGUCAAAUUUCAUGCGAGUGCUCAGUGAUGCUGAAUUUUUCUCACCCGGACCCUAUCGUGAUGACAUGACGGCCCUAUACAGUGUUAUGUACAAAGUCUUCAUUCUGUUUCGGGUGAUGAAAAACCUGCAAGCUCUGUUCUCCUUUAAAUAUGAAUGGUACAUUUAAAAUUGAAUGUAUAUGUUUGUACGAGUAUUUUUAAUGGAUUGUGUGUUAGAUUGUGUGCGUUUACAUGAUCAGCUGAAAACUGCUAGCCAAUACCUUGUCCAUUAAUUGUGGACCAACUAGUUCAAACUGGGCAUGUUUUUUUUCUGAAAAUGCCCGAUCUACUGCAGUAAAACUAGUCAAGUGUUUAUUUUUACAUACAGGGUAUGAAAGUUGUGGAAACGAAAGUCAUAAAUUGGUUCGUCACAACUUUUCUCAAGAAGGCGAUCAUGACGAUGACCAGUGGCCUUCAGAGCGAAACGUUCUUACUCAUUUAUGUCGAGAUUUACCCUAUGCUGUAAAUCAUAUUGUAACAGCCUCCAGGUUUCUUUCGAACCUGAGCUACGCAAAUUAAAAAGUGGGAGUGCCGAAAAAUGCUUGGUGAUUGUGGCGAUGCGAUGAUCAAAUUCAUAAAUGGACUUCACAUUGGUUGUGCUCGAGUCGAAGUGUGUGUGAUAUGUUUGACCAAGUCCUCGUUAUAUUGAAGAAGGGUUGGGAUUUUCUACACGUUACUGCUCAAAUGUCAAAAUGGUGGGCACAUUAAAUACGAAAAGUUUUUCAUCUGCAAAAUCAACCAAGUCUUUAAUGGCUCUGCCUUGGUUUUGAUUUGGCAUGAAGCCAAGCCCCAAAACAAUUUAUCUAAAGAAUAUUUAACUAUUUAGUAUUAAUUUGGUCUUGAUGAAAACAAUCUUCCAAUUAAGGUCUCCCAACUCUUACAAACCUUCGGGUUGCACUAUUGUAUAUCUAAAGAAACCUGUGAUGAAGUACAUGAAAACAUGUCGAUAUGCAUUGGUGCUCUUGAUGGAGAUACUGUGGUCUAUAAAUCCCAAGUUGGAAAAACUAUAUCAUUCCCAAUUUGUAAAUAGUGUAUGACGAGUGCCAGACUAGGUGAAGUCAUCCUUCUUGUAUGACUUGGCUGAAGUAGGCCCUCUCGUACAUCGUAAAUGACUGUGUUGAAACGGACUCCUUCAUACUAUUAGAGCAGGCGCAGUCAAAAAGUCACAUUCUCUACUGUUUUUGACCACGUGAUAUAGAUUUUUAGUGGGCGUAGACAAAGAAACGUUAUUAGGGUAUUAAAAACACUAUGCGCAUCAGAAUAUUUCCGGCGAUUGUCCGAGCGGUUUUGAGUUCUGACGUUUUAUGUUUCGAGUUCACACCAGUUGGACAUGAAACUGGACCAGGGUGAAAAUAAUUAUGCUGUUCACCUUGGUUUAUUUCUUAAGAGUUAAAAAAUAUUUAUUCUUUCUGAGCGAGUUUUCCAUUUGGCUGACCUACUUUUCGGCCAAAUAGAUAACGGAACAACCUCAGUUGGUCCCAAUCAGCUGAGUCAAUGCAGGGUGAAUUUCAUACUGGUCAAUUUGGACUUCGGGAAAAACAUAUCAAAGUCUGCAGUUGAUUUAUAUUUAACAAGGAUACCUGUUUUAUCGGUAUUUAUAAAAAUGGAUUUGAACCAUGUACUUGAAGUGGGCACAUGAUUUUCUGGGCUCUCUAUCUCUAAUUAUAUGAUAAGAAAAUAGUCUGGAGCGUUUUUAUGGAACGUACCAUGCUUCUCAAGGCAUUGGAAAAGGCACGAUAGGUCGAGAUAUUAACGAGACGGUUGAAUUGAAUUGUGAAGAAAGGUGCUAUUUUUCAAUGCAAUUUCACUAGAUCUCAAAGGGGAUUCUCUGCACAUGGGAUAAUGUAUGGUAGUGUAUUUUUAUAUAUUCUUAAGGCAAUAUACUCUAAUUUAUUAUGUUCUAUUUGGAUGGCUGUAGUGUAUGCACUCGUGUGUAUCUCCCUAAAUUUGAUGCAGCAUCCAAAAUAGCAAACGAUCUGACCUCUGUAACCCCGGGCAUUUUCAAAGUCUGUUGGUGUUAAAUUUUGCAGACGUGCAUAAGUGAAAUUCAACAUUUGAUAAAAAAUGUACCAAAUAUAGGAUAUUUUCUGUUCCCUCAGUAAAGAGAAAAACUAAAAAUAAUAUUUUCGAUGUUAUUUUGUCAUGAGAAGCUCUGAAAAUCUCUGGGGUUGUAGUAUAUUGCAUAAUGCCUUAUUGAAACUCAUUUAAAAAACGAUACUAAGACCAGUCCACAGUUCUUUCAGUUUUUGUCAAGGACGGCAUUUAUGUACCGGUAUGAUAAUAACAUUAGGUAGCAUUUUUAGAAGCUAUACUUGUCUGGCUAUGAACUUAAUCAAAUUCAUGUAUCUCAAAGUUUGUUUUAUUGAAAUGAUGAUUGGAUUGGAUGCUCCAAAUGUGGUUGUAUUGAAUAAAAAAAAACUUUUUCAAUUAUCACUUUAA